Messenger RNA from Spirometra erinaceieuropaei, 384 nucleotides. The record is from the annotation of a GenBank genome assembly. NCBI's taxonomy places the organism in Eukaryota, Metazoa, Platyhelminthes, Cestoda, Diphyllobothriidea, Diphyllobothriidae.
AUGGCUCGCAAGGCCGAGGAGAUUCAAGGGUUCGUGGACCGCAACGAAUGGAAGACUUUCCUCUCCGCGAUCAAGGCUGUCCACGGUACGCAAACCAAAGUAAAUGCUCCUCUUCACAGCGCCAAUGGCAGUACCCUUCUCACCGACAAAACUCAAGUCCUACAGCGAUGGGUCGAGCACUUCAGAGGCGUCAUCAACCGUCCCUCCAACAUCUCCGACGCCGCCAUCGUCCGUUUGCCUCAGGUGCGGAGCAACGUCGACCUCGACCUCCCGCCCUCUCUACGUGAAAUCAGCAAGGCUGUGGAGCAGCUCUCAAGCUGGAUGCGGCCUAGUAUGGAUACGAUCCCUGCUGAGGUCUACAAGCACGGUUGUCCCAACUCAUGA